AUGAAACUACGAGAGAACUCAAUAUCUCAACAAGGAGAAUCAUUGGAAACAAAAGUAAGUCAGAUUUAUGUUUAAAAUGGUAAAGGUUCAGAGACAAAUUUAUAAAAUGGUAUGGAAGUAAAUGUGUUGAUUCAAAGCGAUAUGGCAAUGUCCUAAUAAAUCAAAUUUAGCCAGCCAUAGCCAUAAGUAGCACCUGGGAAUAUGAUAAAUGAACUUAAACUUAGAAAGGUAAUUAUACAAGUAAUGACAUCUAAUAAGACCCUGAAGAAUAAGAUUCUUGACAUUUUCGAUAUAGUAUUCACAGUUAUUUACACUGGAGAAGCUGUGCUUAAAAUUAUUGGAAUGGGUUUCGUUAUGCAUAAACACUCCUACCUGAGAGAAACUUGGAACAUCUUAGAUUUUUUCGUUGUCUUAAUUGGUCUAAUAUCCAUUCUACCUAAUAUCCCGAACUUAAAAGCUUUGAGAACUUUAAGAGUUCUAAGACCUUUGAGAAGUAUCAAAGCUGUGCCAAGCAUGAAAAGACUGGUGGGAUCUCUCCUCAUGUCUAUUCCUUAGAUGCUAAAUGUUGUUCUUUUCCUUCUUUUUAUCUUCAUGAUAUUUAGUAUACUAGGGAUCUAGACGUUUCAAGGAGAUUAGUAUUUCAGGUGCAGAUUGACUCCUAAGCCUGUAUCAAAUACUCAUUGGCCUAUUGAUUUUACCUAAAAUAGACUUUGUGGUGGUUUGUAUGAAUGCAACUUGGGAACUUAUUGUGGAUCGCUAGGUCAAUAUGGUAUUUCAGUUGAUUAUGAUAACGUAACUUCUUCCUCGCUUAUUUACUACAACAUCAAUAACUAUGAUAAUAUAUUUUACGGUUUACUCUCUAUUUUCCAGUGUAUAACUAUGGAGGGAUGGACUUCCUAAAUGUACAAUUAUAUGGAUUCUAGUGGUAUAUUUGCUUGUUUCUACUUUCCAUUUCUUAUCAUUAUUGGAUCGUUUUUCCUGCUGAAUCUUUUCCUUGCUGUAAUUAUGAAAAUCUUUACUGAGAUGGAUGAAAAAUAGAAAUUUAUAUAAGAAGAAUCCUAAAGAAAGGAGUAAAUUUUAUUAGGGAAAAAGCAAGACGGCAUUCUUCAGUAGCUUAAUUUUAAUCAAAGAAAGAAAGGUUAAAAGCCUAAAAAGCCUUACUUUAAGAGCAUCCUCUAGAAUUAUAGCAAAAUCUAGAAUAAAGACUAAUUAAAUGAAAGCUUUAGGAAGCAUGAAAAAUCCCAAAGCCAAGACAGCAUGCAUAUAGAUAAUGAGCAAGAUAAUAGAUAAAGCAAUUAAGAUAUUUUGGAUAGUUCUCAGAUUGUACUUAUUAAUUAGUUGAGAGGUAAAAAGAAGUAAGAUCCAAUAUUCUUGAGGAUUUGCAAGCAUAGAGUAUUCUAAGGGAUUAUCACAUUGUCAAUUGUCAUGAAUACGAUUUGCUUAACUUUAGAUGGGUACCCUGCAAAUUAAGAGCUUUCGAGUAAAUUAGAUCUCAUGAAUCUGUCAUUUUUUGGCAUUUUCUUUUUUGAGAUGAUUAUUAAAUUUUUAGGUUUAGGAUUUAAACAUUACUUGAGAGAUAAAUUUAACGUGUUUGAUGGAUCUAUAGUGAUUCUGAGUGUUGCGGAUGUUAUUAUAAACUACACUAUAAAUAAAAAUGCUAGUACAAGCAAUGGAGCGAUCUCUGCUUUUAGAGCUUUUAGAUUGUUGAGAAUAUUUAAAUUGGCUAAACAAUGGUAAAAGUUCUAGGAACUUCUAAGGACAAUUGCAAAUUCACUUAAAGAUAUUUCUAGCUUUUCAAUACUGCUAUUCUUGUUCAUGUUUACCUAUGUUUUAUUAGGCUUAGAGAUAUUUUCAAAUCAAGUUAAGUUUAAUGAUGAUGGAGAGCUGGAUUUGGAAAAUGGAAAAUCUCCUAGAAUCAACUUUGAUACCUUUUUUGAGGCAUUUAUGACCAUUUUUAUUGUGCUUACUGGUGAAAACUGGGAUGCUAUUAUGUAUGAUUUCACAAGAGCAAAGGGACCAAUUGCUAUAUUUUUCUUUGUCACAUUUGUCGUUAUUGGAUAGUUGAUUCUGCUAAAUCUUUUCCUAGCUAUUUUACUUAAGAAUUUCGAUGAAAGUUCAAUAGUAAAUAGAAAAGAAGUUGGCUCUUAGUAAAAGGGAUUGAAAGACUAGAUAAUUGAUUAUUUUAAAAAGAAACUAGAAGAUAUAAGAAUAGCUCGGGAGAAAAAGAACUAAUUAUAGAAGCAAAAAUACGAAAUUGAACAAAAAGAUGACAUAAAAAUAGAGUACUUUGGAAAAAUUUAAAAUCAGCCAGAAGAUGAAGAUGCUCUAAAUGGAGUUAACAAUAAAAAGACUCGUUUAAAUGAUUCAUUAGAUGUUAGCCAUGAAAUAGAAGCAGGUGAUAAGAACAAAAUAAGCAAAGCGCUGAAUAUAUUCUCUUAAAAGAAAAAUGAUUUGAACUUAUUCUCUGCAAAUAAUGAUGAUCCUCUUGGCUUUAAAAAGCGUAGAUCUAUAGCUAAUGUUAUUACAGCGAAAUUGAGACAAAACAUGCAAGAGUAAGGAUAUGGUCUUUGUGAAGGUAAAGCUCUAUAUUUUCUUGGGCCAAUGAAUAAAUUUAGACUUAAGGUAGCGAGGAUUGUUAAAUGGAAGUAUUAUGAUUAUAUGCUUUUGAUCUUAAUUGCAUUAUAAAGUGUUAUUUUGGCUCUUGACAACCCUAUUAACGAUCCAUCUGGUACUUUAGUUUAAAUUCUAUAUAUUUCAGAUGUAUUUUUUACAACUCUGUUCAUACUAGAAAGCUUUAGUAAAAUAAUUACAUUUGGUCUAUUUUUGAAUGGACCUUUAUCCUAUCUAAGAAAUCUUUGGAAUUUUACAGACUUUUCUAUUGUGAUUCUUUCACUAAUGUCACUUUUCUAUACAAACUCAAAUUUCAAUAGCAUAAAAGCGAUAAGGCUAUUGAGAGUCUUAAAACCUCUGAGAAUCAUUAGUAAAAACCAGGGGUUAAAGAUCGCAGUUUCAGCGCUUAUUAUGGCUCUUCCUAACAUCUUGAAUGUUAUCAUUAUAUCUUUUCUCUUCUUUUUAAUAUUUGGAAUUAUUGGAGUGAACUACUUCAAAGGUGCAUUUUUCUAUUGCUAUACAACUGAUACUUAUCCUAAAAAUAUAGUUUAAAACUUUGAUUGGCUUAUUAUGACAAAAUUCGAUUGUCUAAACUACGGUGGUAUUUGGGUUAAUAAUGACCAAAACUUUGACAAUAUCAUUUAAGCUAUCAUGACUUUAUAUUAAGUUUCAACAACAGAAGGCUGGGUCAGUGUAAUGUACAACGGAAUAGACUCUAUCGGGAUAGAUUACUAACUAAAAUCCUAUUAUAGUCCUUGGUGGGCUUUGUUCUUCGUUUUCUUUAUCAUCGUUGGUAACUUCUUUGUCCUUAACCUAUUCGUCGGAGUCGUCAUCUCAACUUUUAACAGAGAGAAAGAGGUUCUUGGAAAAAAUUUUCUGUUAACUCCAUAGUAACGAUAAUGGCUUGAAUAAAAGAAACUCUGCAUAAAGAUAUAGCCAAAAAUUAAAUAGCUCGAGAAACUCUAAAACCCCUUGAGAGAGUUAAUCAGGUAGUUAGUUAUUUCAAGACCUUUUGAGAUUAUCAUCUUAAGUGCUAUAAUAUUGAAUACAUUAGUUUUAAUGCUGUCUUGGUAUGGCUAGGCUUAGGAGUCAAUAAUUAUUCUCGAUUAUAUUAAUUACGUUUUUGCUGGCAUAUUCACGAUUGAAGCCCUCUUGAAGAUUACAGGUUUGGGGCCUAUAAAUUACUUUAAAGAGAGGUGGAACGUAUUUGAUUUUAUAGUGGUUGCAGGGACAAUUGGUUCUAUUUUGAUAACACUUUUCACUAGUGUUACUCUGGGAGCAGCCACUACAUUUAUCAGAGCCUUUAGAAUUUCUAGAAUAUUCAGACUUAUUAAGAGGGCAAGAAGACUAAAGAUUAUUUUUGAAACGUUCAUCGUUACCAUACCCGCUCUAACCAAUGUUGGAGGUUUGCUAGUGCUUUUUCUUUACAUCUACUCAAUAUUAGGGGUGUAAAUAUUUGCAACAGUAAAAUUGCAAGGAGAGUUAGAUGAAAAUGCUAAUUUUUAAACAUUUGGAAUCGCCUUCCUCACUUUGAUCAGAUGCUCUACUGGAGAGGCUUGGAAUGCAAUAAUGAUAGAUUCAACUAGAUAAAAGUCUGCUAUUUUCGACUGUGACGAUGGAGAUUUUGAUUAUGACAAAUAUGUUGCUAAUGGAAGCAAAACUAUGGGAUGUGGUUCAGAUGCUGGAUUUAUAUUUUUCACAAGCUUUUUCCUUGUGGUACCUCUAAUAUUUUUGAAUCUUUUCAUUGCUAUCAUCCUUUAGGGAUUUGAGGAUAUGAACUAAAAAGAGUUAAUAGUAAUUAAGGAAGAUUAACUUGAGCAUUUCAGAGAUACUUGGUGUAAAUAUGAUCCCUAAGGAACUGGCUUUAUCAGAAUCUAAAAGAUGGCUAACUUUAUGCUUGAUCUAGGUGAACCUUUAGGAUGGGAUGACAGCUAUAAGGAUAAUAUUGAUAUGUAAGAUGACUUUAUGGAGGAAAUGUCUAUAAAUACUUACAACUAGUUCAAGGAUUACCUCUUUUGGGAUGUUUUGCAAAGUUUAACCAAGAUACUUAUGGUUAAGCAAGAGUCAGAUAUGAAGGCUAAACAUAAGCGCAUUAUCAGCGAUGACCAGAGUGAGAAAAACGAGACAGAGGAAUAGAUGGAUACAUACACUCUAUUUGAAAAGAGAGUUCAAAUAAGAUUAGAAUUAGAAUUUGAAAUGUAUGAUGAGCAGAAAAAUGAUGUGAUUGCUGUUUAGGAUAUUAAAAAGAGAGAGUAUAAUGUUAAGAAGUAUUUAUUCAACAAGCAAGAUGAUAAUCUAACUAGUGCACAUGUUAAAGCUGGACGUAAAAUUUACCAAGCACUGUAAAGACUGAAAUAGACAGUUAGAGGCAGGAAAUCAGCAGCAAGGAAAAUAUCUUCAAAUAAUAAUCUUAGACUAUAACAUAACUAAUCAAGGCUCUCUGAAAGCUAGAGGAUCAUUGAUGAUGAACUAUAGAAAAUGGUAAUCAAUGAUAGACCAGCGAAUAACUAAGAUGACUUGUCAAUUAAUGAACUGGAAAGAAUUCUUGAAGAAGAGAGCAUUUUAUUUAAUCAGCAUGAGGAAGAGAAGAAAUCCUAUGAUAUGACCAAAGCUGAUUAAAGGUUAUAGCCCUAGUCGAAUCCAUAAAAUUACUCGUAACGUUUAAGAGACAAUAAAAAAGAAAAGAAGGAUGAAUUGAACGAUAGAGAAAGAAUAGAAUUUGACUCAGAGGAUAGUUACCUCGAUGAUGAUAUGAAGCAGAUUUUCAAAACUUAUGACGAUAGUAAACCAAAGCGUUCAGGUACUAAUAAUAAUGCCAAAACUGAUUAGAAUGAGCAAAUGAGGUUAGUAACUAAGAUAGAUUCCUCCGAUACUAAAUUUAAAAUCUGA
Messenger RNA from Stylonychia lemnae, 5499 nucleotides. Lineage: Eukaryota; Ciliophora; Spirotrichea; Sporadotrichida; Oxytrichidae. The record is from the annotation of a GenBank genome assembly.